Molecule: messenger RNA, 1809 nt
Organism: Chilo suppressalis (striped riceborer)
Lineage: Eukaryota; Metazoa; Arthropoda; Insecta; Lepidoptera; Crambidae
Source: the annotation of a GenBank genome assembly
AAACAAAAAUAGGUUAUCGAUUUGGAAUUUAACACGUUUUCCAACCUUUUCUUUGCUAUUUAAAUAAAAAUCAUAAUGAACUUAGAGAAAAAGAAACGUUAUUUCGAAACGGAUCCAGAAGUCUCAAAAACAGAUGCAAAUCAAAAUAACAAUGAUUUCGAAGUUUACAAUAUCAAAAUAAAUCCAAAAUCGUUAAAAAGGAAGCCUUCGCAUUUUAAAAACAAAAAUGAUGGUAAAGUAUUGAAGAAAAAAUUUAGUGGAAAAAGUCCCAUUAACCCUGAAAAGUUGGAAAAGCAUUCUAGGGGCGAGGGAAUAGACCAUAAUAAUGUGAAACAUCCUCUCCAUGCAGCUAAAUUAAAGAAAAGAGAGAAUAAACUAAACUAUGCACAGAAACAAGCAGCAAGAUCUGAAAUAUUACUUACAGAACAACAAGGGUCCCUUGUAGUGGAAGAGGGUGUUAAAACCACUUCCAUAUCACAAAAAACUAUUAAGGAAAGUGUUGAUAUUGCUGCCGCAACAAAAAUCUUUGACCUCAAACUAGACUUCGGCCCAUAUAGGGCAAAAUACUCAAGAAAUGGUAGACACUUACUUUUGGGUAGUGCAAAAGGUCAUUUAGCUGCUUUUGACUGGGUAACUAAAAAACUGCAUUGUGAAAUCAAUGUUAUGGAGUCCAUUCAUGAUAUUAGUUGGCUACAUGUAGAAACUAUGAUAGCAGCUGCACAAAAGGAAUGGCUGUAUAUCUAUGAUAACACGGGAACAGAACUGCAUUGUAUUAAGAGAUUGGACAAAAUUUUGCGAAUGGAAUUUCUCCCUUAUCACUUCUUGCUUGCAACUGUUAAUGAAUAUGGUUUCAUGUCCUGGUUAGACAUAUCUAUAGGGGAAAUAGUAUCUCAUUAUAAUAAUCACUUAGGACGGACUUCAGUGAUGACUCAGAAUCCAUACAAUGCUACUUUAUGUCUAGGAAAUUCAAAAGGAGUGGUAUCAUUAUGGUCUCCUACAGUAAAGGAACCUCUAGCAAAAAUACUAUGUCAUAAAACUCCUUUAACUGCCAUUACAGUUGACAACAGAGGAAUGUACAUGGCUACAUCUGGAGUUGAUCGUAGUAUGAAGAUUUGGGAUAUCAGAAAUUUAGAUGGCCCAAUACAGGAUUAUAGAUUAAGAAGUGCACCUGUAGAUCUGCAAUUCUCACAAAAGGACAUGUUGGCUGUUGGGCUAGGUGAAGUGGUAGAAAUUUAUAGUAAUUGCUGCACACAAACUGUAGAUAGACCUUAUCUGAGACAUAGAAUGGCAAAGAGUAUAAAUAAUUUCAAGUUUUGUCCCUAUGAGGAUGUUUUAGGUAUUGGUACUUCAAAUGGCUUCAGUAGCAUAAUAGUUCCAGGGAGUGGGGAACCCAAUUUCGAUGCUUUGGAAAGUAAUCCCUUCCAGACGAAAAAACAAAGAAAAGAAGCCGAGGUUAAGGCUCUUCUGGAAAAGAUACCGGCAGAGCUCAUUACUCUUAAUCCAUUUGAUAUAACUGAAGUUGAUGUACCCUCAAUGAAGGAACAGAUGGAAGCAAAGAAGAAACUUUUGUAUUUGAAACCUAAGAAAAUAGAUUACACUCCAAGAUAUAAGAACAAAGGCAAAACAAAUAUAGCAAGGAAGAAGAUAAUCAAAGAUGCAACCCGAAAGGAACAAAUUGAACAAGCUAUUGAAGCUAAAAAACAUCUGAAUUUACCGACAGAUCAAAAUAUACCAAAGCAGUCAUUUGGUGUACUGAAUCGUUUUGUUCCAAAGCCUAAAAUUAAGAAAUAAAACCGUUUUUUAAGUGGC